Molecule: messenger RNA, 2067 nt
Organism: Cyphellophora europaea CBS 101466
Lineage: Eukaryota; Fungi; Ascomycota; Eurotiomycetes; Chaetothyriales; Cyphellophoraceae
Exons: 5
Coding region: 1-2067 (688 amino acids)
Biological process (GO): urea transmembrane transport; putrescine transport; spermidine transport
Cellular component (GO): plasma membrane
Molecular function (GO): putrescine transmembrane transporter activity; urea transmembrane transporter activity; spermidine transmembrane transporter activity
Source: RefSeq, a predicted model, not a curated record
AUGGCAGAUGAAUCACCCGCUAGACCCCCUCUGAGCCAGGGCUUUGGCUAUGGCAUUCUCAUUGGACUUGGCCUUGCCUUUGCUGGGUUCAUGAUUGGCACGACUUGGGCUCUCAAGCGUUAUCGAAGCGAGCUCCAGACCUCCGAAGUCUUCAACACUGCAGGCCGCACUGUCAAGAGCGGCCUUGUUGCCUCAGCAGUCGUCUCCUCCUGGACCUGGGCAGCUACUCUGCUUCAAUCUAGCUCGGUCGCCUACCGUUAUGGCAUCAGCGGCCCAUUCUGGUAUGCGUCUGGUGCGACCGUCCAAAUCAUUCUUUUUGCGACCCUCGCCAUCGAGCUGAAGCGAAGGGCGCCAAAUGCUCAUACUUAUCUCGAGGCGGUCCGUGCGCGAUUUGGGAGAGCCGCCCAUCUGGUGUUCUUGACCUUUGGCCUCAUGACUAACAUCCUGGUCACCGCUAUGCUCGUUGUCGGAGGUUCAGCUGUGACCGAAUCAAUCUCCGGUGUUCCAACAGAAGCAGGAUGCUUCCUUAUUCCUCUAGGAGUUGUGCUCUACACCAUCUUUGGUGGCUUGAAGGCGACCUUGAUCUCAGACUAUACUCACGGUCUCGUCGUUCUGAUCAUCAUCUUCCUCUUCGCCUUCAGUGCGUAUGCGACAAACGCAAACCUGGGUUCGCCGGGCGCUGUCUGGGACGCACUCGUAGCAGCCUCUGAGCGUCAUCCGGUAGAUGGUAACAGAGGAGGCAGCUAUCUCACCAUGCAAAGUCGUGAGGGAGCUGUAUUCUUCGUGAUCAACAUUGUUGGCAAUUUUGGUACUGUGUUCCUCGACAACGGCUAUUACAAUAAAGCUAUCGCAGCUUCGCCUGUUGAUGCAUUGCCAGGUUACAUCAUGGGUGGUCUCUCCUGGUUCGCUAUCCCUUGGCUCUGUGCCACGACAAUGGGCAUCAGUGCGCUUGCCCUGGAGAACAACCCAGUCUUCCCGACCUAUCCACAGCGCAUUCCCGAGGCCGAUGUCACUGCAGGUCUCGUGCUUCCGUAUGCUGCACGCGGCCUUCUCGGCACCGGAGGAGCACUUGCUUCCUUCUUCUUGGUAUUCUUCGCUGUCACAUCCGCCUAUUCCAGCGAACUCAUUGCAGUAUCCUCAAUUUUCACCUACGACAUCUACCAGACCUACAUGAAUCCCAAGGCUUCCGGUACAUUGCUCAUUCGAAUGUCCCACGCUGCGUGUAUUGGAUAUGCGUUGUUCAUGAGCGCUUUCGGUGUCGGUCUGUACUAUGCCGGUAUAGGUAUGGGCUACCUCUAUCUCAUGAUGGGCUGCAUCAUCUCAAGCGCCGUUAUCCCAGCCACGCUCACCCUACUCUGGAAAGACAUGAAUUGGAUCGCGGCCGCAGGGAGCCCAGUGCUAGGCUUGGCCUGCUCGCUGACAGCCUGGCUCGUCACUUCCAGCAGAGACUGUGGUGAUCUGAGUGUCGCUUGCACCGGGUCCAAUUAUCCUAUGUUGGCGGGCAACGUCACAGCGCUUCUGAGCCCACUAGUCUUCGUGCCGGUUUUGACCUACGGCUUCGGCCGCCAGAACUACGAUUGGGAGUCCAUGAAGCUGAUUAGCAGGGGCGAUGACUCCGCGCUCAUUCGUCGAGCGAGCCUAGAGCCCGAAACUGUCCACGAGUAUCGGGACUACACAAACGAUGAACAGGAGCAGAAGCACUUGAUGAGGGCUGCCAAGAUCGCCAGAUGGAUGACGGUGGCAAUGACUCUGUGCUUUCUCAUCCUCUGGCCCAUGCCACUAUAUGGCUCGGGUUACAUCUUCAGCAAGAGCUUCUUUACGGGAUGGGUUGUUGUGGGAAUUAUCUGGCUGUUCUUCAGCACGUUCUGUGUUGGAAUCUAUCCGCUCUGGGAAAGUCGAAGCACCAUCGCACACGUUACGAGGGCGAUCAUGGGCGAUCUCACAGGUAAACCUAUCGUGCACGGCAAAUCGAGCACCGUCGAAGUAACGGAAGGUCACUCUUCUUCCACGGACAAAGAGGCUGCUACCAAGACCACCAAAAACAAUGAAGCGAAAAUAGAGCCGUAA